This is a messenger RNA of Paramecium octaurelia, 3252 nucleotides long. The record is from the annotation of a GenBank genome assembly. NCBI's taxonomy places the organism in Eukaryota, Ciliophora, Oligohymenophorea, Peniculida, Parameciidae.
AUGAAAAGGGAGAAACAAAUAAGGGUGCAAACAAUGAGUGAUGAUCAUGCAUCUCCUGUUAAACUACCCUCAGUGCAUUAGAUCAAUAAGACAAUAUAAGGAGAAGAUGGAACUGUAUGAAUAUCUGUAAAUUUUAGGUUUUCGCAAUGAAUCAAUUAAUGAGCAGAGCAAACCUUGGGACCAGCAAUAAGACUGUUAGAACCUUAUCAAAGAUUACAAAUGAGUAGAGUCAAAGAAAGGAUUUGUAAUUAUUAUAGUAAUGGAUCGAUGUAAGUAAUUUCGAUAAUUAUUUAGUCAAUGGUGCAACAGAUUCAAAAGCAGCAUUUCUAUAGUAUAACAGAGUUCUAUGAUAAAAUGGAGUUGAUAUAUUCUGGUUCAAUUGGAUAACUUUGUCAACAGUUGUCUGUGAAAUGCAAUGACUAUUCUUAGUUGAUUGAUAAGAUAUGGACUCAAUUUACAGGCACUGUUAAAGAGAUUAUAGAUAAAUAGUCCAGAACAAAUCGUAAAUUGGAAAAAGAGAGUUUGGCUAAUACAAUAAAGAUCCAUGAGAGAUAUUAGAACUCAAUGACUGAGAAAGUACAACGAUUGCAAGAAGCAGAAAAAUAAUUAAAACGUAAUACAGAAUACGUGGAGAAAUUGAAUAAGGAGAACAAGUAUCUACGAAAAAAGACGAAUACCUUUCAAACACAAAUCACUAGUCUCAAUAAUGAUAUUGAAUUGUUGAAAUUGCAAUUAUAGGAUUUGAAUAAAGAAAACGAAACACUUAAAUUAUUUUAAUAAGUCAGGCAUUCUACUGAAAAUCUGACAGCAGAUUACGAAGAGGAGUUAUAUAAAGCAAAGAAGGAGAUAUUUGAUGAUUUUAAAUUAGUGUUUGAAGAACAGACACGUAAAUUUGAAGAAGCAUAUCAUAAUAAAAUGUUAGAAUUAGAAAGAGGAAAUGAUGACAAAGCUCAAAAAGAUGAGAACUUAAUGGAAGAAUAUGAGGAGAUUCUCUUUAAAGAUAAAUGUGUUGGCAAUCAUAAGGAAUUUACAGAUUCACAAGCAGAUACUCUGGAGUAUAUAAUAAAAUAUAUUAAAAUAGUUUAAUCUAAACCUAGGAUUGCUCAGUUUAAACUAUAUACUAAAAGAAAAAAAUCUUUGAGCAGGGAACUCAGACGUAACCACCUCAACAAUGUAAUUAAGCUUGCGAAGCCAAUUAUGCAAUUAUUAAGAGAGAGUGCAUCCCUAGAAAUAAUGAUGAAUAAACUUAUUUAGAAAUGUCACGAUAUCCAAUCAAAGCUUUCAUUGAUGACUACUAUCAAUUGUAUAUAGAAAAAGUUGAAAUUGAAAAGAAGACAUUUCCUGAUGUAUUUGAAAGUGUUCUCGAACAACUCAAAUUUCGAUCAUCUUAACUGUUCAAUAUUAUGAAGAUGAAGGAAGAAUUCUUUGCAGAUGAUUUCUAUGAAGCAGACAAAUAUGUAUAGAGCUCUUAUUCUGUGUUUGUAUUUUUAACUCAUCACUUUCAAGAAAUCAUUCGUAAAUUGAAGGAUGAAUUGAUUGCUCGAAAAAUCUAGAUAUUUGAAACUCAAAUUGAUUGUAAAUAAGCUGUUCGAUAAAAAAAUCUAAUUCAAAAGAGAUUAGAUAUCUUGAGUAACAAAUACUAAUAGUAAGUCAAGAAUUACAAUUUUAUUGAAAAGCAAUUUAAAUCUAUCUCCAGAUUCAUCCCUCAGUAUCAAUAAGAUUAAAUACGUCGGAAAGCCUAAAAGCAUAAAAUUCAUUUAGAAUUCCAAAAAGCAUAUUCUCCUACUCCAAACCCCCUGAUUACAAGCACUAAUAAUUUGAAUCCUCCAGCAUAACAAGUAUUUAUCAAUAGUUCGACUUCUCUCUUGCCUCCUUAACACUAAAGUACAAGUCCAAACUUAUUGCUAUCUGCAAAUCCUAAGCAUUCAUUUGGGUUCUUUCCACCAAUGACUCCUUUAGAACCUUAAUAAGAUAAUAGUCUUCCAUAACGUAAUUCUUUGGUUGAAUUAAGUUACGAUUCACCAGAACCCCCUGAAAUGCUCUCUCCUCAAAAACCCCUAAUAACAUUAAAUUGUAUCAAUUUUAUUCUAUCCAAGUCUUUCCUGAUAAUAAAUUCGAAGAGUCAUCAAGUUCUUCAGAGGAAGAAGUGGAUUUAUCUGAAUGUUUAAAUCCUGUAAAGAAUCUACUCUCAAUCGAAAAGAAAUUAUUUGUGUAUAGAUGUCCAAGCAAAAACACCUAGAUUGCAACUCAAACUCUGUUACAGGAAAUUCAAUAAUUUAGAAGAGAUAAAAUAGAAAAUAUUGUUACUUAAGGUACAUUGAUAAAAACACUAUCAAAUUUUGUGUCUUGGUGUUUAAAGUUUAAUAAAUUCAAUUACCCUAUGCAUGUCUAAUUAUAUGAGUAUUUUUCAAAUGAGAACCAGUCAUAACCAUAAAAUGUUUGGCUAGGUAAAGUGGCAAGAGUAAUUAAGUCAAUAAUCUACUUUAAAAGAAAGAAUGAUUCAGCCAGACUAUUUCAUGCAAUGUUAGUCGGGGAUGUAAUUAAUUUUAUCUAUACAAUCAUUAGUUAAGUUUCCUGAUUUACUUAUAAAUCUUGAGCAAUAUUUCAAGCAUUAAUUUCUAAGACACUGGUAUUUCAGUUCUACAAUCUUAAUUGGCUGAUCAAAUUAAGAGUAUACAGAAACUGCCUCAAUAUAUUGAUUAUGAUUAAGAGAUCUCCCAUCAUCUAGGACCUAUGUAAGAUAUGAAAAUUCAGGAAUUGCUACUAAAAUAUUCUAUUAUUUUGCAAAUUUUUUCAGAAGAUGGGGAAAGAUUAACUUAGACUUAAUUCAGGUUGCUCAUGCUUGAACUUGAUAGUAAGAAGGAAGAGCAAUUCUACAUUAAUAUUUUUAAUUCUGAAUGUGAUAUUGAACAAUCUUCAAUACAAUACAUAUCCUUUUAAAGAUUUGCUGUUAUUUGUGAUGAACUUCAAUUGCUAUAGGGAUUAGAUGAAUACUUAGCUAAAAAUGAUGCCUAAUAUUUUAAAGAUUCUGACCUAUGGAAAUUGAGGGAAAUUGAAUUAAAACUAAUGAUGAUCAGAAGUCACAAUUAUGAUGCAUCCGAAAGAGAUCUCUUUUAUAAAAUGCACAAAUUGCAUCAACCUCCUUAACGUAUAAUAUUAGGGAGGUUCUUGGAAAGAAGAGCUAAAGAGUUAUUACUCUAGAAAUAUACAUUAGAAUGUUUGGCACCUUUUAUGUUACUUUUUGAAUCAUGA